CACUAGUGUUGGAGGGAAAGCGGAAGGGGCGGGGCGAGCGGCCAGCGGCUCCAGCAGUCCGGCUUUCGCGCUCCUUGGACGCUGCGGUCCCGGCGGGGUCGGGGGGCGCACCCAGGCGGUGGAGCUGACCUGUGCCGCACCAUGGUCCACCUCACCCCCGCCCUCUGCAAAGCCUACCGCGGAGGCCACCUGACCAUCCGCCUUGCGCGGGGCGGCUGCGCCAACCGACCCUUCUACCGGAUCGUAGCGGCGCACAACAAGUGUCCCCGGGAUGGCCGCUUCGUGGAGCAGCUGGGCUCCUACGACCCACUGCCCAACAGCAAUGGGGAGAAGCUGGUGGCCCUCAACCUGGUCAGGAUCCGGCACUGGAUUGGCUGUGGGGCUCACCUCUCUAAACCCAUGGAGAAACUUCUGGGUCUUUCCGGCUUUUUCCCUCUACAUCCCAUGAUGAUCACAAAUGCUGAGAGACUACGAAGAAAGAGGGCACGUGAAGUCCUAGCUUCUCAGGAAACAGACACAGAGCCUACAGAAAAAACAGAAGCACACUGACUCAGUGAACACAGCCACGAGUGCAAGUCAAGGGCCUCAAAACCCUUGUGUAGAGCUGUUGGGUUUGAGGGUCAAUAAAGGGCAUUUUCCAAGUCA
Molecule: messenger RNA, 645 nt
Organism: Nannospalax galili (Upper Galilee mountains blind mole rat)
Lineage: Eukaryota; Metazoa; Chordata; Mammalia; Rodentia; Spalacidae
Gene: Mrps16
Product: mitochondrial ribosomal protein S16
Exons: 3
Coding region: 142-549 (135 amino acids)
Biological process (GO): mitochondrial translation
Cellular component (GO): ribosome; mitochondrial small ribosomal subunit
Molecular function (GO): structural constituent of ribosome
Source: RefSeq, a predicted model, not a curated record